Pochonia chlamydosporia 170 is the source of this 1479-nucleotide messenger RNA. RefSeq names its product phthalate transporter. Bases 1 to 1479 code for a protein of 492 amino acids. The record is from RefSeq and is a predicted model, not a curated record. NCBI's taxonomy places the organism in Eukaryota, Fungi, Ascomycota, Sordariomycetes, Hypocreales, Clavicipitaceae. Gene Ontology annotation, molecular function: transmembrane transporter activity. Gene Ontology annotation, cellular component: membrane. The transcript is spliced from 5 exons. Gene Ontology annotation, biological process: transmembrane transport.
AUGACGACACAAACAAGCGAUAUCCCAGAAAAAGCCGAAGUCAGCCAUGUCCACAAUACUUCUACCGACGCAGAGUCGGACGACCCAUGCCACGAUACCGUCUUCACACCAGAAGAACAACGCAAAAUAAGACGGCAGAUCGACCGACGUCUCGUCAUACCAAUAGGAAUAAUGUACUGCGUCGCCUUCAUGGACCGCACAAACAUGAGCGUCGCAAGCAUUGCAGGCAUGACCAAGGAUCUUGAACUCACCGGGAAUAAAUACAAUAUUGCCAACCUAGUCUUCUUCAUCACAUACACCCUUCUUCAACCUCCGUCGACUGUACUUAUUCGUCGGAUUGGUCCCCGGCUUCACCUCGCUGCGAUUACUCUUUCUUGGGGCGCAGUCAUGAUUGGCAUGGGUUUCGUGACCAACUUUGGGCAACUUGCGGCGCUGCGAACAGUGUUGGGCUUUUUUGAGGCUGGGUUCUUUCCGGGAUGUGUCUACCUGCUUAGUACCUGGUAUACUCGAUAUGAAGUCGGCAAACGGUAUUCCAUCUUUUACCUGCUAGGUGCAAUCGCAGCAGCCUUUUCUGGCAUUCUAGCCUACGGUAUCAUGCAACUAAAAGGUCACGCCGGCCUCAACGGCUGGCGCUGGAUCUUCAUCCUAGAAGGCGUACUCACAUGUGUUAUAGGUAUCGCCGGAUACUGGUUCCUAGUCGACUUUCCGGACUCAAAACGCUCCACGUGGAUGUUUCUAGGGAAAGCUGAACGCCAAUGGGUCGUCAACCGAAUCCAACAAGAUCGCGGCGACUCGCAGGUUUCCAAAUUCAAUCUCUCCAAAUUCCUCCGCAGCGGAUCCGAUUGGAAAGUAUGGGCAUAUGCAGUAAUCUUCUUCAACACAGGCACCAUUACCUACGCACUGGCAUACACCCUCCCCAUCAUCCUCGUCGACAGCAUGGGCUUCAGCGUCGGUGCAGCGCAGUGCCUCAUCGCUCCGCCGUACGCUUUCGCCGCGAUCAUCAUGCUUUCUACAGCCUGGGCAGGCGACAAGUACCGACUCCGAGGGCCGGUCAUCAUUUUUAAUAUGCUGCUGUGCCUUAUUGGUUUGCCAAUCAUGGGCUGGGCCAGCAGCGCUGCCGUCCGAUACGUAGGCGUGUUCUUUGUGGUUGCCGGCACGAACAGCAAUAUCCCUGGUGUGAUGGCCUUUCAAGCAAAUAAUAUUCGGGGCCAGUGGAAGCGCGCAUUUUGUAGUGCUACAUUGGUUGGGUUUGGUGGUAUUGGUGGAAUUGCUGGCAGUCUUGUUUUCCGCAGCCAGGAUAAGGCGAAUGGGUAUAAGCCUGGCAUGUGGGCUUGUAUAGCAUUCGCACUGUUGACGGUGUUGCUUGUGCUUGUUUGUGAUUUGAGCUUUUGGAGGCAGAAUAAGUUGGCCGACCAGGAGGCAAAGAUUCUUGAAGCGCUUGAGGAUGAUGCUACUGCCGACUUCCGGUAUACAUACUAG